Molecule: messenger RNA, 1826 nt
Organism: Raphanus sativus (radish)
Lineage: Eukaryota; Viridiplantae; Streptophyta; Magnoliopsida; Brassicales; Brassicaceae
Product: protein WVD2-like 7
Exons: 8
Coding region: 223-1653 (476 amino acids)
Source: RefSeq, a predicted model, not a curated record
UUGUUACUUUUACUAUUUUCCGACAAAGGUCCCACUGUCUCUUGUCUUCAUUUGCUCAUCCUUGUCUCUGAUCUAAUCUCUUCUUCUUCUUUUCUUCUUCUUCUUCAACUUUUUGUUCCCAUCAUCAUGUUUUGUGGGUUAUCUUCACUUUUAGAUUCUUUCUGGUGAGCAUUAAAUGGGAGGAUAUGGAAUUUGCUAUUGCCAGUGAUUCAAGAUAAGAUAAUGAAAGCAAAUAAAGAAAUGCAAGUGUCUAUAUCUUUUGGUAAGUUUGAGAAUGAUGAUUCACUUUCAUGGGAGAGAUUCUCUUCUUUCUCUCCUCCAAACAAGUACUUGGAAGAAGUUGAGAAGUGUGCAACUCCAGGGUCGGUAGCUCAGAAGAAGGCCUACUUCGAAUCACAUUACAAGAAGAUCGCCGAGAGAAACGCCGAGAUCAUCUUGGAGCAGGAGAAACAGUUGGAGAGUAAUGCAUCAUUCAGGCCAAGUCUUGAGCACAGUGGAAACACAUACAGAGAAGCUGACGGCUCGGUUGUGAUCGAGUCUAGCGUCGCCUGUUGUGAUCAUAACGGCGAAAGUGCUUCAGAGAAAGACAAGCUUGUGGACUGCACUGCUGCUGAAGUGAGUGAGACAUGUAACCAUGAGCCUCUUGAAGAAACUAUGGAGGUUGAGGUUGGGGAGGAUCUUAAUACCCUGAAGAUGGAGAAACUUGAAGAGAUUGUGAGCGUUGAGGAAGAACGAGAACUGAUUGUCCAAGUGGAGGAUAAAGAGAAACGAGAAGAGGUUGUGUGUAUAGAGGAAGAAGUCAAAGAAGAUGUUUCCUCAAAGGAUACACCAUUGAAGGAGACAAAGAAAGAGAAAGACCAGCAUCUAAUCAAGAAGAGGGAUAAAAAUGUGCAAACAAACCAAACAAGAAGCUCUCCCAAGACCAAGAAACCGAUAGAGAGUAAGGUUGUAACCAGUAGGAAAACUCAACCAAGCAAGGAGAAAAGCAUGAUCAAAGCAGCAACAACAACAAACAAAGCGGCAACACCUGUCUCAAAAUCCUCAAAAUUUUCAACUCCAAGAGUCUCCAAGCCAUCUUUAACAACCAUUUCGAUGUCUACUUCUCGCUCUUCAGUAAAGAAGGAGAAUGUCUCUGCUUUACCGAAAAAGAAACAAACUGCUUCAAAGACGUUACACGCUUCUCUCAACCUGAACCAACCGAGCUCUGACCCUACUUCUCUUGCUACCACCAGAAAGUCCUUGAUCAUGGAGCGAAUGGGAGAUAAAGAAAUCGUUAGACGUGCUUUUAAGUCUUUCCGGAAGAGUUUUGACCAAAUGAUAGAGCAAGAUAAAGCUCCAAAGCAGGUUCCUGCAAAGGCAACUAGUGUUUCGAAGUUAGCUACUACUGAUCUGAAAGAAAAUGACAGGGUUGCUAAAUCAGGUGGCACAGAGAGAAAAGGCUCUAACUCACACCUUUCUUCAUCUUUUGUACCGAAAAGCAACCUGACAGCGGAGAAACAGGAGCUAUCCAGGCCUGGAGCAAGAGCUGUAGGCUUACAUGCAAAACCAAAGGCACAAGUACCCAAUGCCAACACUCGGAGGAAAAGUCUUGAUCCAAAACCAAAAUCCAUGCAAGGGCCUCUCCUAAAAGGCUCAUCAGACAAAGUACUAUGAUGGAUUGAUAAUCAAGAGGUAAAGAUUCGAUGAUGUAUUGUUAUAUAGAGAAGUAACCAAGUUUCCAUUAGUUAUGUGAGGAAAAUAUUACAGUCUUUCUUUUGUUGUGUAUAGAGUCUCAAUAAAGGAACAACAUAACUUAAUAAAUAUCAGUCUUAUUACUUCAGCCACAA